AUGAAACUAAUAUUAUUAUUUAUUUUUUUAGUUUUAAUAAAACUAAUUUCUUGUCAACAAAAUAUUCAAGAUGAAGAACAACAAAAUCAUUUUAUUGUAUUUUAUUCAAAUCAUGAAGGUGCAAUAGAUUAUGUUUAUUCAAGAGUUAAAGAGGUUUUAGUUGAUGAUAAUAGUAGUAGUAACAGUAAUAAUAAUAAUAAAUAUCAUUUAGCAGGUGGUGAAAUUUCAACAGAUAUGAUAAUGUUAGGUGCAAACCAAUCAUUAGGAUAUUUUAAUAAUGGUGAUCAAAAGUUUUUCACAAUUGAAGUUAUUUCAAAUAUUAAUUUCAAAUUAUAUUAUUAUGAUUUCUAUGAAUCAAUUCAAGAACCAUUAGGUCCAUUCAGUAAAUCAUAUUCAUUCCGUGCUAUUAAUGGUGAAUACAUAAAAUUUAAAAUUGAAAAUGUGGAUCAAAAUGAUGGUUACAUUAAAAUCUAUAUUAAAAGACCAAAUAUUUAUCCAACUUCAAUUUCAAAUGAUCCUUUAAUUAUUCCACUUAAUCAUAUUGAAAUUAUACCAUUAGAUGAUUUAAAUUUCUUUAAUAAUCAUACAAUAAUUAAUAAUAUUAGUCAAAGUAGUAGUAGUAGUGGUAGUAGUAGUAGUGGUAGUAAUAAUAGUGAUAGUAAUAAUAGUGAUAAUAAUAAUAAUAAUAUUAAUUCAUUUGAUAGUUAUCAGUCUAGUCAAAGUGAUGAUAAAAUUGAAAGUUUUAGUAGUGAAAUUGAAAAUUCAAAAGAGAUUCCAAUUAGAGAUAUCGAUCAAUUCUCAUUGAGUAGUAUUAAUACUAAUUUCGAUGAAAAUGAAAAUGGUAAUAGUGGAAUAAGAAAUGAAUUCUUUGAAAUUAAUGACGUUGUUGAUUUUAGUGAAAUUAAUUCUUCAAAUCUUAUUAAAAUCAAUUUAUUCUCAUUUGCUUUAACUUUUGUAUCUUUCUUUUUCUUUUUUUUUUUUAAUUAA
Dictyostelium discoideum AX4 is the source of this 987-nucleotide messenger RNA. RefSeq lists its product as hypothetical. The record is from RefSeq and is a predicted model, not a curated record. Bases 1 to 987 code for a protein of 328 amino acids. The transcript has a single exon. Lineage: Eukaryota; Evosea; Eumycetozoa; Dictyosteliales; Dictyosteliaceae.